CCACAAGUGAGAAAACGACAGACUCGCCAGACAGCAUCAGAAAAACUCUUUGAGACUUUGAACAAAAGGAACCAAACACAAUGGCAGACGUCGCAACUCCCGCUGACAAGAAAGCACCUCCCAAAUUUAAGCAGAGGACCACACGCACCUUCAAGAGCAAGGCGCCCAAACCGGGCCAGAAGGGAUUUGGAGACGACAUCCCCGGCAUGGACGGUCUCGGCACAGACUUCACCGUGGUCUGCCCAUGGGAAGCCUUUGGGGACAUGGAGCUUAGCGACCUGGCGAAAUAUGGAAUCGUCUAGAAACCUCAACUGUUUUCCUAGACCGAGUCCUCCUGUCUCUCACCUCACAGCCCAGCUUUCCUUCUCCUUCCCAAAAUACCCAUCCUCACAUUCAUUGUCCCUCAUGUAAUUUGAGAAAAAUUGCACACAAACUGAUCAGCUAGCAAAAACAUUGCAGCAUUUAGCUGUUUUUCUUCUUUUUUCCCCCCUGUUUACCCCUCAUGUGGUCCUACUGUCAAUUAAGCAGCUAGAACUCUAUGACCUGCACAGAGGAGGCAGCUUUUGAUGUUUUAGAGGUUUGACCUGAAAACAAACCCCCUCACACUCUUUUGUCUCAUGCACUUUAUUCACCCAACCCUCCCCCCACUUUUCCACCAAUGCUCCAUCGUCCUUUCCUACUUUUCCUAAUCCCCAGCUUCUCUUCAUCUCCUGAACCCCUCACUUUCAUCUCCAAUAACCCAUGCAGAGAAAAAAUAAUAUAAAAAUGAAUAAAAGACAGUUUGAUAUCUGUGAUAUCUUUGGACUGCUCUUCUUAACUCAUCUACCACCUCUGCUCCCCAAAGCUGCUGAUUAACAUUGCACAGUCUAUUUUGUGUAUUAGCAAAUUUCCCUUGUGUUCAUGUGUUUGUGCUUUUUUUUUUCAUUAUUAUCAUGAGAAAGUCUAUAAUUCACAACCCGCCUGAGUGAAUUAGAUAAAUCCUAUAUUUUCUCAGUAGAUGGAAAUAUUUUUAAUGAACUCAAUAAAUGAGAAUAUUUUCCACUAA
Molecule: messenger RNA, 1045 nt
Organism: Neolamprologus brichardi
Lineage: Eukaryota; Metazoa; Chordata; Actinopteri; Cichliformes; Cichlidae
Product: retinal cone rhodopsin-sensitive cGMP 3',5'-cyclic phosphodiesterase subunit gamma-like
Biological process (GO): positive regulation of G protein-coupled receptor signaling pathway; visual perception; positive regulation of epidermal growth factor receptor signaling pathway
Cellular component (GO): photoreceptor outer segment membrane
Molecular function (GO): 3',5'-cyclic-nucleotide phosphodiesterase activity; cGMP binding
Source: RefSeq, a predicted model, not a curated record